Oxyura jamaicensis (ruddy duck) is the source of this 2875-nucleotide messenger RNA. It is a transcript of the gene RAB21, whose product is annotated as RAB21, member RAS oncogene family. Gene Ontology annotation, biological process: Rab protein signal transduction. The transcript has 7 exons. Lineage: Eukaryota; Metazoa; Chordata; Aves; Anseriformes; Anatidae. The record is from RefSeq and is a predicted model, not a curated record. Gene Ontology annotation, molecular function: GTP binding; GTPase activity. Bases 198 to 872 code for a protein of 224 amino acids.
GACGUAGGAGGAAGCAGCCGCCAUUAGGGGGCAGCGGGGCAGCCUGCCGCGGGGAGGGGAAGGUGCCGGCCCGUGCCCGUCGGUGUCCCCUCGUCCCGGUUCCCCCCCGGGGACCUCGGCGGCGCCUGCUGCGUUCCGCCCCGCCCCGCGUUCCGCCCCCCGGCCCGUUGAUGUGAGGCGGCGGCGGCGGGGCGCCCAUGGCGGCGGCGGGGGCCGGCCCGGGGGCGGCAGCGGCCGGGGGUCGCAGCUUCUCCUUCAAGGUGGUGCUGCUGGGCGAGGGCUGCGUGGGGAAGACGUCGCUGGUGCUGCGCUACUGCGAGAACAAGUUCAACGACAAGCACAUCACCACCCUGCAGGCAUCUUUUCUCACAAAGAAGCUGAAUAUUGGCGGGAAAAGAGUAAAUCUUGCAAUAUGGGAUACAGCUGGUCAAGAACGAUUUCAUGCAUUGGGGCCGAUCUACUACAGAGAUUCUAAUGGCGCUAUUCUAGUAUAUGAUAUAACAGAUGAAGAUUCUUUUCAGAAGGUAAAAAACUGGGUUAAGGAAUUAAGAAAAAUGUUGGGAAAUGAAAUCUGUUUAUGUAUAGUAGGUAACAAAAUAGACUUGGAAAAAGAGCGGCAUGUUUCAGUGCAAGAAGCAGAAACGUAUGCUGAAUCCGUUGGAGCAAAACAUUAUCAUACUUCAGCUAAACAGAACAAAGGAAUUGAAGAACUGUUUCUUGACCUUUGUAAAAGAAUGAUAGAAACUGCUCAAGUGGAUGAAAGAGCAAGAGGCAAUGGUUCCAGUCAGUCAGGAACAGCAAGGCGAGGUGUACAGAUCAUUGACGAUGAACCCCAAGUACAGAGCAGCGGCGGGUGCUGUUCUUCCGGAUAGUAACAAAACUGUGCAUCACUGCCCUCUCAAUAUGAAGACUGCCAUAUUCAAAGUCACACAUUCUUUACCAGUGGAGUAAUAGAAUUAACAGUAUUUAAAAAUAAUUACACAUAACACUGCAGAGACCUUAAGUGCUAAACUAGUGGCGUCUGUGACCAGAGAAUUGGCAUUUUCUACAGUGGUUAACAAAGCAAUUACCAAUGGCCUUUUUACAUACUUUUCUUUAAUGAGGAAUAAUAUGCAUGUAGAAAAGACCUACUUAAAGGCUUCAUUUAUAUUCUUUUAAAUCAGAUCAUUAUUUAAUAACUUAUAUACGGUGUUGUUGGAAUGGUAUACAUUUUUGCAGCUCUUUGUAUUUUGUGGUAGAUUGAAUUGUAUCACUUCUAAAAUGCAAAUUGAUUUUUUUUAAAUUAGCAGAUAUCUGAAGUAAUAUUUUUGCAGGGUCUCCACAAGCCUAUAACCAUCAACUACUUUGAUAUAUUCUGUUCGUCUUGUAUGCCAAGCUGGUAAAAUACAUUGUAAAUUACAUAUUAAAUAUUUUAUCUGCUUUUACAAGUGCAGGUGCAGAAAUAUGUACAUCAGUCUUGUCAGUGAUUGUGAAGUGAAUAAGUCAGUGAAAAGAUGCAAGCUUUUCAUGUGUACUGUUGAAUUGCUCAUUCUAUUCCCCUUUCCUGAAAAUUGAAAACAGCUUUUUUUUGGUAAACUCACAGCUACAGCAUUUUUUUAAAGCUUUUUCUGUCAAGCAGCAGUAUUUAGAGUACCCCCUUAGUAGGAAGGGAAUGCUUCUUUAGACUGCUGUUUAACACUGGGGCGUUUGACUCACAGCUAACACAGUUGGAGCAUGCAUUUAUCUUGCCUCUGCACUUACUUCAUCCUCUCAGAUAUCCCCCAGAAAGUUGAAGCAAAUUUAGCCCUUGUCUGUCUGGUAGCCCCUAAACCAGAUGCAUGGGAAGCUCUUAAGCUGUACUAAGACAUUUGUGUCCCAAGACAGCAUUAUAAAUGACGUAGGAGCGUAACUUUUUUCCUAUAUUGCAGGGCUUGAGUGAACAAAUGAAUUGGCAUUAAUGAGAACUGCUUCUGAUUUUUUUCGAGUGCUUAUGUGGAAGAUAUGGAACUGCCAGAUGCAAUUGUAACUUUGGGAAUGAUAGACAAAACUGAACUUAAUCUUGACUUGCUCUUUCUCUUGUAAAGCUUUUUGAAGCCCACUUAAGGUUUGGGAGGAGGGUGUUCAGAAAUAAAGUGUAUAAAUUACUAUCACAGAAGGAAGACAAAUGGUGGUAGUUGAAACUUCAACAUGUUUUGUGGUCUGACUUUUUUUUCCUUAAGUUGUCAUGCUUGGAAAAACAGUAAAGGUGAUGUCUAUGACAAAAUAGAAUAUUCCUUGGCCUUCCUUUUUCUGAAGGGUAGAAUUAGUAUUGCAUAUAAAUGCAUUUAAUGGUGUGGGUGUAUUAUAAUGCAUAACAGGAGUAGUAGUAACUAAUCAAUCUGACAUGUAAGAAGUGUGCUGUCUUCAUCUGACUUAUUUUCUCUGAAAUAAUAGAUGGCUUUGCUACAGACUGGUCCCAAUGCUCUUUAUUUCCUUUCUUUCUGCCAAAACUGCAGUGUACUUUCUCUAAAGAUGACAUUGGUGUGCUCUUCUGACGUUGUUGUAUGUGUGAUAGGCAAAAGUGCUCUGUUUUUGUUAGCAAAGACAAAGUUACUUGACUAUACAGAGCCUUGCUGUGAAUCUAAAAUUCAUGAUUUUGUGUAUAUAGAAACACUGUGUUAAGCUAACAUCCUGAUAUUAUAUCUCACUUAAGUGAGCCUUGCCAAAGUUAAAUUUGGGUCAGUUUGAUACAAGAAAUAGCACCUUCAAAUCCAUACACUAGACAAGUCAGUCUUGUAAAUAACAAAAUAGUGAUAUGAGGAGUGAAAUUGGUGAGAGUGUUUAAGAUUGAAAUUGAGUUAUAAGAAGAGGUGCAGAUUUUUGGAUUCCAAUUUCAGCUUUUACAAAGAUAUUAAAA